Molecule: messenger RNA, 1051 nt
Organism: Bombus pyrosoma
Lineage: Eukaryota; Metazoa; Arthropoda; Insecta; Hymenoptera; Apidae
Gene: mIF3
Exons: 2
Coding region: 242-871 (209 amino acids)
Biological process (GO): translational initiation
Source: RefSeq, a predicted model, not a curated record
GUUGUUUUAUGACUUAAAAAGUUUAAAAUUUAUUAUCUCCGAUAAGAAGGAAUAAAACUGAAAAAUAAAUGGGAUGUUAGAAUUAUUUUGUUAAUUAUUUUAUAGUUAGCAUGUUACAUAAAUUUAACUGUUUUUGUACGUUAAUUGUAACUUAACCUCAAUCCUUUAUUCUGUUUUAGUAUUGAAUAACUUUAUGUCUAAGUUCUAUUUGUAAGAAAUAUUACUAAAUAUAUCAUCAGAAAUGUCCAAAUUUCUAUUUAAAUCAAUUAGAUCGUUUUUAAUUAAGAAUAACAGUAACGUAAAUCAGUAUGUUCAAAAUUGUAGUAAAAGUUGUAUAGAUGAUGCAGAUGGGAAGGAAAAGAAAAGAAAGACUCAAAGAAUUCCCAAAAUUACACUUAUACAUACAGAUAAAUCUAUUUCUGUCAUUUCAUUAGAGGAAGCAGAAAAAUUAGCUAAAAGGCGGAAUCUUGAGUUAAUACACGUAUCAAAUAUAUCUAAAAGUGGUAGAAGUGUUUAUGAACUUGGAAAUUCUUUAAAGAUUGACGAGAUUACAAGCAAUGCAGCAAAAACACAUAAAAGUGAACAGAAGAUAAAGUCUGCUAAGCUAUUUACUAUAAAACAGAAUAUUAUGGAUUAUGAUUUAAAUGUAAAAAUUAAUAGUAUUAAUAGAGCGUUAAAAAAAAAUUAUAAGGCUAAAAUAUUUUUUUCCCACCCUAAGGGACUUCAAGAAGAGGUGAUGGAAGAAAUAAAAAAAAAGAUACAGGGAGAUAUCUCAGGAACACAGAAGAGAAAAGAUAGUACUAUACUUGUAUAUUGUCCUUUAUUAAAAGAUGAAAAUAUUUCUUCAAACGAAGAUGUUAAUGAUAAGUAAUAUACUGAAAAAGUGGGAAAAUUAAUAAAAUCUUUCAUAAUUUUAUAUGACAGUAUAUUCUAAUAAAUGAUAAAUUAAAAUUUAUUGUAUCAUAUAUGGAUCUGUCUUGUAAAAUUGUGUAACAUAAAUGAAUAUUAUGUACAUAGGACAAGUUAAAAUAUAUAAUAUAGUAAUUUUCAA